CCAGGUCUGUCCCCGUGCCGUUUUCUCCGUGUUUCUGUCGCCGUUUCUUCACUUUUCGUGGUCUGUGUCUGUGUCCGUAGUGUCUCUUUCCUGCCUCCGUUUCCCCAGCCUUGCUCAUUCUCCUAGGCUUUGGUGUCUGAGACCUGAGGGCCUGCCCCCGCGCCCAGCUGUGCCCCGAGAAAGACGGAGGAGCCGGGGUUCUGCGCAGAGGUCAUGGAAGAAGUGACAUCGUGCUCCUUCAACAGCCCUCUGUUCCAGCAGGAAGACAGGAGAGGGGUCACCUACCGGAUCCCAGCCCUGCUCUAUGUGCCCCCCACGCACACGCUCCUGGCCUUUGCAGAGAAGCGCUCCACGAGCAGGGAUGAGGACGCUCUCCACCUGGUGCUGAGGCGAGGCCUGAGGACGGGGCAUGCUGUACAGUGGGAACCCCUGAAGCCACUGAUGGAAGCCAUAUUACCUGGCCAUCGGACCAUGAACCCCUGUCCUGUGUGGGAGCAGUCGAGUGGCCGUGUGUACCUAUUCUUCAUCUGUGUGUGGGGCCAUGUCACCGAGCGUCAGCAGAUUUUGUCAGGCAGGAAUGCUGCCCGCCUGUGCUUCAUCUGUAGUCAGGAUUCUGGCUCUUCAUGGAGCUCUGUGAGGGACGUGACCGAGGAGGUGAUUGGCCCAGAGGUGAAACGCUGGGCCACGUUCGCUGUGGGCCCGGGUCACGGCAUCCAGCUGCAGUCGGGGAGGCUGGUCAUCCCUGCAUAUGUCUACUACAUGCCUUACCGGCUCUUUUGCUUCCGGUUACCAUGUAAAGCCAGGCCUCAUUCCCUGAUGAUCUACAGUGAUGACCUAGGGGCCACGUGGCACCACGGCAGGCUCAUUAAGCCCCUGGUGACAGUGGAAUGCGAAGUGGCAGAGGUGACCGGUAGGGCCGGCCACCCUGUGCUGUAUUGUAGUGCCCGGACACCAAAGAGGAGCCGGGCAGAGGCUCUCAGCACUGACCAUGGUGAAUGCUUUCAGAGGCCGACCCUGAGCCAACAGCUCUGUGAACCCCCGCAUGGCUGUCAAGGCAGUGUGGUGAGUUUCCGGCCCCCGGAGAGCACACGUGGGUGCCAGGACCUUACCAGCAAAGACGAGCCUACCAUUCAGCAGAGCCCUCUGCUGGACAGCUCACAGGGGCUGGAGCGGAAUGCUGGAACAAGGUCAGAGUCGUGGCUCUUGUACUCACACCCAACCAAUAGGAAACGGAGGCUCAACCUAGGCAUCUACCUCAACCGGACCCCCCUGGAGGCUGCCUGCUGGUCCCAGCCCUGGAUCUUGCACUGGGGGCCUUGUGGCUACUCGGAUUUGGCUGCUCUGGAGGACGGCUUGUUUGGGUGUUUGUUUGAGUGCGGGAUCAAGCGGGAGUGUGAGCAGAUUGCGUUCCGCCUGUUUACGGACCGAGAGGUCAUAAGCCACGUGCAAGGGGACUGCCCCAGCCCUGGUAGCAACUCUGAGCCAAUUGAAAACGAACUGGCUUAGGAUCCAACCUUCCACAGAAGGGAAACCAUAGAAAGCAACCACAGCCAGGAUAAUAGAGACUGUAUAGUAACAGAGGUUACUAAAGUCUACAGGGAAUCCCAAGGCUCCCUGCCUUUUUUUGACCUCUCCAAAGAGCAAAAUGAAAAUUUUGCUAAUAGCUACUGCAAUGGAAAUAACACUGACCUGUGUGGCUUGGGAGACCAUGGUGCGAUCCUCAGCCGGCUACUGGCUUGCUUUGGGACCUUGGACAUGUGGCCCGAACUCUGGGCCUCGGGUCUCCAUCUGUAAAGUGAGAGGAUUGGUUCUGUGAUUUCUCUUCUUCCCAUCGCAGGGAAAGGCAGAGUGCCUGCAUGCUCCAUGGUUAGCAAGUCCUGGCUGCAUAUAGGACUCCUCUUUUCAAAUGCCUCACCGCUCAUGCAAGUGUGAGGAUACAAGCAGGUGUCACGGCAUGAAGAAAGAUCCGAUGGUUUGUUCAGUUUUUAGUAACAAACACCCACAUCCUUCUGAUCAUGCUCAGAGCUCUACAGGCUCUCUGUCCUAGAGGAAUUGGGCAAAACACUAGAAUCAUGAGGCCACCUACCUUCUCCAGCUUUGUAGCUCUGCGCAACCUUCCCUUCCUCAGCUAGAAAGCGUUAUUUCCUAGGGAGACAAUGAGAAGCUCAGUGCUAGUGGUCAUUGUUUCUGAUGGCAUUACUCGUAGGAAAGAUGAACCUGAAGUUCAUUUAUUAGGAUGCUCCCUGAUAGGAAAAGGACAUGGGUUAGGACUUUAAAGUGUUGGGCAAAACCUCCCGCAGCCUCUGCCCUCAAGGAGCUCACAGUAUGAGGCUAGAAGAGAGAGAAAAUUCAAGGAAAUAAGUGCAGCUGGUGGGACAAUCUGUAGACAUUGGCUCUAAGCUUGUGUGACAGUCGCUUCUGGCAUCACUGUCGUCUUGCAUCUUCAUUGUGCCUGGAGUCAUGUGACCCAGGACUUGGCCAGGCUGCUGGGUUUCCCCCAGAUUUGUUGUUCUGGCCCAGCCACUCCCUUUACUGGAGGAGGAGGCCUCUGGACCCGACCUCUGACGUGGGCCUGUUGGUUUGGACCUACUGAAAUAGCCAUUUGUGAAGUGGGGGUGCUCAAACAGAUCUGGGGCAGAGCGUUGCCAGUGCUGGGUGAUAAGCAGAUGACACCAGAUUGGAUGUUCUGAUUGUACUGUUCCCCCCAAAGCCUGUGAUUGUGAGAGAAAUUCUACCAUGAAGGAUUUCUUAUUCCUAUUGUAGGAGGAUAAUGCCAUAAACUGGUAUGAGUGAAAUAUAUGUGGUACUAGGUAAUGCCCCAGAGAGCAAGUCCUACUGGUGGGACAUAGGCUAGGAGGCUAGGGGUUGCAUGUGUACCAGUCAGAUGACAGAAGAGUCCUGUAGGAGGAGAGCAGAGGUUAACUUCACCUGCUUCAGCGUAUGGCUUACACCCAUGUCUUAGGGUAGCUUUUAAAAAUUCCCUUAGCGGCUCAUACAUUGGCCAGUUAUGUUCCCAGUGCUCAGAUGUGAUCAUUCAUUCACUCAUUCCUGCAUUUAUCUAAGUAUUCUUGAGUGUCUGUGCAUCAUGUAAGGUGCUUUCUGUGGCCAUCCCUCGUUGAAAAUCAUGUGUGGCUCUUCAUUGCCUACUAAAGGGUGUUUGCAGUUAGCCUGGCAUGUAGGACCUUCAGUUGUUGGGUGAAAUGAUAAUUACUUAUCUGUACUUCUUUAUAUGGAGCCCACUGUCAAAGAAGACCUCUGUCAAGUUGGAAAAUGGAGGGAGUGGGGGUUUCGGGGUGGGCAGACUUGGUGGCGAGGGAGCAACUGGGACAGGGAGAGGAUUAAAAAGGCAGCCCCCGCCUGAGUCGUAGAAACUUCUUGUUCAGGAAAGCUUUCCUGAGCAUUAGACUCCAAAUAGACUGAGGAGGAGGGCUACGUCCUAUAAUCGGGGCUCAGGGGUGGAGAGAAUGAGAACGUGGGCUUCUUUGGGGCCACCCAAGAAGGGAGUCAGGUAAGGGACCUCAGUCCCAUGCUAGCGUGGACCCCAGAUGUCGGGUACGAGUACUCUUAAGAUGUCUCACCUAUCUCUAAAUUGCUCUCCCCUUUCUUCCUUUUCGCCUCAUGUUGGCUUCUGCUUAGUGACUAGCACUGAAACUUCAUAGGCAAAGGGCCUGUGUGCACAUUAAAGGGAUAGCAAGAAAAGAGGUUUGGGGACAGACGUAAUCCAGAGUGAGAGUUAGAGAGAGGCACAGAGUGGGUGAUGGCAACUCUGAAGAAAAAGAACAGCAUAUAGGAGUCCUGGCACCUUUAGGAAGAGAAAGGAGCGUGAAUAGGAGACUUAGGCUGGAAAGAUGGCGUAGGUGGUGGUUGCUGUGAAGAAAUAACCACAGGCUGGGGCUGCUCCCUGCAAUGUGUGGGACCAGACGGGGCUGCACAGGGCAGCAGGGUAGGCUGCAGAUAAAUUCUUACCCAACCCCGUGACUUGAAGCUGGCUCAGCUUGUCCGUGUUCCAGGUGACCAACCAAAACAGCUGUAGGCACUCCCGCUGUGUGCCCCCCUGCUGGGCCCUGUGCCGGUAUCCUGGCAGCCCAUGUCAGCCCCUCGCAGGUGGUAGGAUGGAAAAGAUGGGGCAGGUGAUAGCAGCUGUGAGGAAAAGAGGAAAGCAGACUGAAGGCCUGUAAACCAGAGGCAUGAAGAGCAGACCACAGGGCUGUGGUCCGUUGCUCCCAGGUGCCCGUCCCCUUUCCUUGGACCCUUAGGAUGGAUCCGUGCAGCACACAUGGUCCAGUGCUGGAAGCGCAGGGUCCUCCCACUAGCCUUCCCCUCCACCUGCUGGUCCUGCCCAUGCCCCCUAACUCCUGCUUCCUGGAAGCUCCUGAGUUUCUGAUAUUUACCCCAGGCCUUUGUCAUGUGGCCCUUGUUAUUUGGAUCUUUUUCCUGGUCUCCAGUCGUCAGAUAUCCACAGGAUAUCAUGCAGCUGGAGCCACUGGUAACAGACAUUGCGCCCUGCCUGUUGGGCAGCCCAAGGGACCCACAGAGGCCCGCUGAAGCUGCACAGCCUCCUCCCUGGGACACUGGGAUUCAGUCCUCCCACUUGGGCCAGUUAAGGCUGCUCUGUCUUCUCCAGGAGGCCAUGAGUUUUCCCUACUGCAGUGUGCGCUGGACGUCACGCCAUCCUUCCCGUCUGCCUGCCGGAGUGCAGUCUGAGCCUCCCUGUGGUCCUUACCUCGCCCCGCUGUGUUGUUGUCACCUGUGUUGUGCCCUCCAGGCCUCUGCUUGGCUGUGAACUCCUUGAGGGCCACGUCUGUCUGACUCUUCUCUGUCCUUUUCCUUGAGUCACACUGACUUACUAUACAUAUAUGCGUUUUCUGUCAUACUCUGAAUUCCCUAAACAUAAGGACUGUGAGUCCUCUGCCCUCUGCACCCAGCACAGGGCCUGGCAAAGGUGUUAAAGCCCCUUGGCCUUCUGGAGCUGCUUGGCAAGGCUAGAGGGAGUUCUCCUGCAGGGAGGAGGUGUUGUAUCCCUCUGGGGGUUCAUAGCUCGAAACCUGUUGGACGUGCACCCUAAUGAGGCUUCUCCGUGCUGGCCGGCUUCCAGGUCAGUCAGCAUUUCCUGGCAAUGAGCUUUUCUCCAGCUGGAGUUUGGUCCUGCCUGGAUGUCCCAAGGAUCACAGCCCAAGCCUAAAGCCAAGCCUUGAUUUGGGGUUCUCAUUUCACUGGUAUUCCCCCUUGUGUCUCUGGUUGGAUUUUCUGGAGGAAUUUAACUGCCACUCCUCUGGGACUCAGAGGGAGAUGCUGGGCUCAGCGUGUUCCAUGUGUGUCUUGGCUCCGUGAUACCAGGUGCCAGAAAUGCUCUCUGUACGAUAAAAACCACCAUGACUCUGAAACAAGAAAGGUGAAUAAACAGCAUAAUUCUGGUGACCGUUGGUUUUUCUUGUUGUUAAGGAAACAGAUCGUUAUCAUCCUAAUACUUAUAUCUAGUUUGUACUCAACUUCUUUCAAAGAAUGGAUUUGAGGCACUUUCUUGCUUUUCAUAAGAACUUUUACUUUCAGAAAACUUUAUUAAUAAUAAUCCUUUGCACUUUUACACAUUGUUCCUAGAACAUAGUUCCCAGUUGAGGGAAGCAGGACUGACAUGGCCGUGACUGUUUUGAUUGCAUAUUACCUUAGUUAUUGGAGGUGCCAGGAUGCACAGAAUCUCACCCCACCCCCACCCCUGCCACCAUUUGACACCAGCCCCAGUGCUUGUCACUGCAUGUCUUAUUUCCUUUUUCAAAACACCUUGAGAUUACUCUCAAAUUGUAACAGGGGAGGCCAUAGAUAUUUGCCUCAGUGAAACAAGGUGAUAGCUUUAACGUAAGAUUUUUGCUUGCCUUUCUGUUUGUUCCAUUGGGAUGUUUAUUCCUGAUUCCACCAAUUGUUUCAGCAGUUCCAUCAGUAGGUCCGUCUGCUUUGUAAAACAGAUUGACUAUUGCGAAAGUUUCGAAUGGGCAUAUCUUACAUCAUAACACUGAGUCACGUGAUGAAAGAAUAAAUGCAGUUCAGGGAACUGUUCACUUCUGAAAAUCGUUUUACCAUUAUAUAAUCAGUUUUAAAAAUGCAGUGAUCUGUUCUGUGUGUUUUGUUAGAUUGCUUACUGUCUGAGGGACCCUCAGGGGUUGAGAGGAAUAUGCACUACUACAUAAACUUAGGAGCACAAUUUAUGAACCUCAUGUUCAGUAAGACAUUGAAAACCUCUGGACUGUUUAAGUAAUUACAUUUGAUUAAUUCAACUGCCUUAAACAUAAAUAACAUUUACAAGUUUAGUAUAGCUGAUUCUUUUCAACAUUUCAAACCAUAAGUAGUAGAUAAAAUAAAUAAAUCCAAUGAUCAUAAAAUAUAUCCCCCUACCAAAACGGAGUACAAAAGAGUUGAUGCCUUGGAUUUAACUUUGUUCCUUAUUAUACCUUUUGGGACUUACAGCUUUUAAACUUCCUUAGAGUUUCGGUAACUUGACCAGACUCGCCUCCCACCACCACCUUCCUAGGGAUCUAGUGAUAGCAGAUCCAAAGGGAAAAGAGUACCAUUUCAGACAAACUCUCUUUCCACUGGGAGCAUGAAACCGGGAGAUUGGCGGCCUGGAACCACAGAAGGCCCUUUUAUCCUCCUCGGCAGGUGGAGAUCGCCUGUGCAGGAAGCCUGAGAGAAUGGAGCCAGGCGAAAACAGUCCUCAUGACGUCCACUGGAGUCCUCCCUGUUAUGGGAAAUACACUCCCCAACUUUUAUUUAAUUUUUGUUUCUUAAGCAUAUGUGAGUUGGAUGUAUAUAUAGCUUGCAACCAAACGAGUAGAAAUGCAGAUUUUCACAGAUGAUUUGAUUAAUUGGUACCACAAGCUAUUACUAUCUGGAGCAGCGCUACAGUCAUGAGAAAUUAACUUUUAACACUACAAGUCUACUAAAGUCUGACCGACAGUAUUAUCUAAGGGGUCCAUUGCCAGGAGAGACAUUGGGAUAGAAUGGAGAAAGGACUGGCCCGGGAGGGGUUGGGAGUCGGGUCCUUGUCUUAGAACUUGCCAGGGAUGCGAUGGGCCCCUUUGUGCCAGUCACUGGCCCUCUCUGGGAACCCGUUUCUUCAGCUAUAGCAGGAGCACAAUGCUUGCUGUGCCACUCACCAGGGAGUGCUUGGGUCUGAUGAGCUAGUGAAUCCUCAAAAGUGUGUAGGAAGCAGUGCAGGGUCAUGUAAAGAGCAGAUAAAUUCCCUGUCACUCAUUGAUCUCCAUUAUCCAUCAGCAUUGGCAUCAUUUAACAGCUGACUGCUGCAAAGGAGGGUGAUGGAUAGAGAGGAGGGGAGCAAGGCAGGGCCCCCUGAGGAGGCGCUCCGAGGCUGGACAGACGUCUUGCCUCACCUCCACCCCCGUGUCCUCAGAAAACUCCCAACCUUCUGACUUUGGCCCAGAACUUCAGCCCCCUUACUAUCAGCUUGGGUAGAGAAGAGGGAAAUCUCAGCUCCAAGUAAGAAGGGAGUUUGUCUGAGUCAUCUCUGUUCUCUGUGGCCACCAGAGACCCAGGCCGAGCACAAUGUAGGAAAGAAGGAUGCCAGGGGAAUAACAUUGGUAAAGUACCUACUUUGCGUUUGAAGUUACACAUACAUUCAUUUCAUUCAACAACCCAUUUUAGAGAUAAUAAAGUUGAAACUCAACAAGGUUGCAUGAUAUGUUCCCAGUGUCACACAUCUGUAAGUGAUGAAGUCGGAUCUGAUUCCAAACCCAUAUUUUUGUCACAUGGCAACGAAGAGGCAGAGCUGGGGAUACGUUGCACAUUGAUGUGAGGCAGAGUUAGUGCCUCUGACGUCCUUGGAACAUGGUGGGCAUUCAGCAUAGCUAUGUCGUAAUAACAGGUGCACUGGGGUGGCCUCAAACCAACGCUCCCCCCCUUCUAUUUCAUCCAAGACAAAUGUGGUCGUUUCUUUCCCUUGGAUGGAAACCCAGAUCUAGCUGGAGAAUACUCUCCAGCACCGCCAACCUUCAAAGCAUCUUACUUCCGAGACCCAGAGUCAUCCUAAACAUAGAUUUUGUUGUCAUCAACUAGGAAUAGAAUCAGAAGUAAGAGCACGGAUUCCCUUGAGGGGUAAGCAGAGACCUUGGCAGCAGGUGAAGCUGACUUCGUGCUGAGUGCGAAGGUCAGGGGCUUGCAGGCGCUGGGCAGGUGUCUGAGCCACACGCUGGAGACAGCAGCCCGGCCUCUGCCGACCCCGUGGGCCAGUCCCUGGAGCUGUCCCCAGGGGCCAGGUCUGAGCGCAUCACAGUGUGGAAGGGCCUCCACACCUUGUCGCUAAUCUUUACAACAACCAGGCGAGCAAGGCCUGAUUGUCCCCAACCUACAGACAAGGAAGCUGAGCCUUGGGAAGGUCACGUAACAUGGGCAAGUGGCUCAGCUAUUGGACUGGUGCAAAAGUCACCGCAGGUUUUGCCAUUGUUUUUAACCUGUUAAACCGCAAUUACUUUCGCAUCAACCUGCUAUUCUUUAUCUGUAAAAACUAGGAUAAAGGUAUCUCAUAGGGUUGUUGUGAAGGUUAUGUGAGAUAAUGUAUUUAAACUUAAAUAGAAGUUUCAAAGUAUCUGGCACAUGGUAGAUAUUCAAAAACUGGGAGCUGCCGUAAUGGUUACAUUUCCCUGUGGGAAUGCUCGUCGCCGAUCACGUGUAUGCAGUGUGUUAGCAGUACUUUUCAAGCUUAUGUGUGCAUAGGAAGCACCUGGAGAGAUUUAAAAACUAGGCUCCUGCCUCCCUCCACAAAAAUCGAAUUCAGUAGGUCUGGGGUGGGGCCUGAGAAUUUGCAUUUCUAACACGCUGGCAAGUAGAUGCUACAGGUGCGGGAGUGGCAUUGUGUUACGAUACUCACCUCUCCAUCUGGUACCUCACCUACCUCCUCACUCUCUUGCCAGUGGUGGGGGCAGAUGGAACAGACGGCUACUAGUAAGGUACCCGUGCAACCAAGUUUUGGUUCCCAAAUCAGUGUCUAACUUGGCUCUCUAGCCUGCCAGUCGGCUGGAUCUUUCCUAGGUCAGAAACUCAGCUUUCCCAUAGCACUGUAAUUGCCCGGGAUUCUUACUCAUAGUCUUGCCAAAUCUCAUGGAGAUGAAAGGUGACAGCACCGCUUGGACACAGACCCCGGCCUGUGGGCACAGGGUGCUUUUCCAUCUGCAUAGCAGGUUUGCAAGACUCCUGGGUGCAACCAGGUCUGGUAGGCAGUGCACAGAGAGGCCUUGGGACUUGGCUCUGUGACAAGGGGUUUUUUAUACCUGCAAAGGGGACAGUGAGGAUCUGCCUAGGCCGUGAGCUAAUCCUGGGCAGUUGCCAGGGUCUGACAGUGAAAUGUGAGAUUCGGGGUCAAGGGGGGGAGGCUACAUGCAGCCAUCCGUCAGUAAUCUGACCCCAUGUUGGUCCACACUGUCAGGUCCUGCCCUUGGCGGCCACACUGUGUGUGACUAAGUCCAUGAGGCAAAAGUCCUCAUUACUUUCUCCUGAUGCCCCUCUUAGCUCCCUGCCCUCAGAGUCCCCAGACUCAGAUUUCUUUGGGGUCAAGACAUUGGAAAAUGGUCAGGAA
Rhinolophus ferrumequinum (greater horseshoe bat) is the source of this 9580-nucleotide messenger RNA. It is a transcript of the gene NEU3, whose product is annotated as neuraminidase 3. The record is from RefSeq and is a predicted model, not a curated record. The coding region runs from base 214 to 1506 and encodes 430 amino acids. Gene Ontology annotation, molecular function: exo-alpha-sialidase activity. Gene Ontology annotation, cellular component: lysosome; membrane; cytoplasm. Gene Ontology annotation, biological process: ganglioside catabolic process; oligosaccharide catabolic process. NCBI's taxonomy places the organism in Eukaryota, Metazoa, Chordata, Mammalia, Chiroptera, Rhinolophidae. The transcript is spliced from 3 exons.